Hypanus sabinus (Atlantic stingray) is the source of this 4099-nucleotide messenger RNA. It is a transcript of the gene ccdc61, whose product is annotated as coiled-coil domain containing 61. NCBI's taxonomy places the organism in Eukaryota, Metazoa, Chordata, Chondrichthyes, Myliobatiformes, Dasyatidae. The transcript has 14 exons. The coding region runs from base 142 to 1782 and encodes 546 amino acids. Gene Ontology annotation, cellular component: centrosome. The record is from RefSeq and is a predicted model, not a curated record.
GUCGGCGUGCGUUGCUAUGUUCAGGUGAGCGGGAAGCGGACGCUUGGCCUGAGUGGGAACGCGGGCCGGGAGGCGGUAGUGGCGGCUGAGGGGAGCGAGAAUUAUUAUUGAGGACUCACUCAAUUUUGUCAACUACCAAUAAUGUCCUGCACCUUGGAAGGGGGUCCUGUACAAGCAAAUUAUGUAUUCCGAGGGAUUGAGUAUAUAAUCACCAUGAUGGUGACUGGGGAUGUGUUGGAGGUGCAAGUUGAGGACAGCUUGACCUCUGAGCAGUGGAGAGGAGAAUUCGAGGCCGUUUAUAUUGAGGAUGUCACACACAAAACCGGGAAUUUCAAGCAGUUCUCCAUUUUCUGCAACAUGUUGGAGUCAGCCAUCACAAAGAGCAGUGAAUCAGUGACCCUCGAUCUGUUGACUUACUCUGACCUGGAGCUGCUAAGAAACCGCAAAACAGGAGUUGGAAUGAGGCAAGUGCCACCACCAAAAUCGGGGACACUCAGCUGUAAACGCUACCUUAUCCUCAUCUACUCCGUGGAGUUUGACAGGAUACACUACCCAUUGCCACUACCAUAUACUGGGAAGCCUGAUCCAGUAGUUCUCCAGAAAGUAAUCCGGGGUUUGAAGGAGGAGCUGGCCGUGAUGAGAUCAAAGCAGGGCAUGAAUUACCGGGACUCAGAGCUCAGGCGUUUGAGAGCAGAGUUUGACAAGCUAUUGCAGGAGAAGCAGGAGCUGGAGGUGAUGAUACUGCAGCUCCAGGAGCAGGUGAAGCUUUCGAGCACAGCAACUGUCGCCAAGGACAUUAAAAUCCUGAAGAAAGUCAUCCAAGGCCUGGAACAGGAGUUGAUGAAGGAGCGGACAAAAAACCAGAGAGCGGCAAGCAAGAGAAACCAGGAGUACAACCAGGUCCUUGAUGAGCUUGAAGAGGUAAAGGCCUCAGAGCGGAAGUUGAAGCUACGAGUGAAGAACUUAACUGUUGAGCUGGGUUUAUACAAGAGGGGUCGACUCACUCCAGCAGGACCCUCCCCCCAGAGCCGGUCGAAUCUUAGCCCAAGUUCUGAACGGCACUCUCAGAACAGGACGAACUCAGCCCACAGGCUUCGAGAGGACAGCCGUUCUGCCUCAAGGGACCGGAGCAGGCAGUGGUCAGGAUCCACAUCCAGAGAGAGGAGCGGCGGGCAGCCAUCCUUUCGUGGUAGGGAGCGAUCAUCUUCCCGGGAGAGUCAGAGAGGAAAUCGAUGCCACGUGCACAAGGUGACUCCCUCUCCAACAGGGGGCCGACAGCCACGCUUCGACCCCACUGCGUAUGUGCACAACAAGGAAUGCAAACGCAAGGAGGCAGACCAGAGGAACUUGAGGAAAAUCCACAGGAACAUGAACGGCCUGGCCAGCAACGAGCGAGGACGCACAAAGUCCCGGAACUGCUCGCGGGAUGGCAGCACCAGCAGGAUGCGAGUGGGUAGUGGAGUCCGCACUCGUAGCUCCUCAGCAGAAAAUGUUCGAAGCAGAUUCUCCUCAGCGAGCUCAGUCAGUGACUUCGAGGACAACGGGUCAGCAGGCAAUUCCAGAUUGCAAAGAGUCAGAAAACCAUUGGCAUCAGCUUCCUGGACCAGUCCCAACUUGCCUCGGAGGAAGCCCAAACAGAAGCGUUUGGCCAGCACCCCCACAAAAUCAAACAAGAUGUCUGACAAAGAAAACUACCUGGACUCCUGCGACCUUUCUGAAAUCGAUGCCAGGCUGAACGCUCUGCAGGAGUACAUGAAGAAACUGGGAGCGCGGACUGAGUGAGGUGGGUCCCAGACCCUUUGGACGAUCACGAAUAUGAGAAACGUACCAAGGGCAGGGGUGCUGCGUGAGACUGGGGGUGGGAAAUGGGACAACAACCUUCACACAGCAUCUGCCUGAUCCAGGACAUGUCGUGAAGCAACAAGAACUUCAUUGUCUAGAACUGUAUGUCUGUUGGUUUAUUGUAAAUAGGAAUGUAUAAAAAUGGGGAAAAGAGUACGCGUUGGAAAUCAAUUGAGUGCUUUGUGUCGUUUCUGAGUAUUUUUAUUUUGUCUAUUGAACAAAUGAUUACCCAACAAUUAUUGGCUACAAUGCCACCUGGAUAGCACAGUCACUAACUAGAGCAAGAAUAGAGUGUCAGACACCUUAAUGACUCGUAGCUUGAGAAGUUGAAUCCACAGGGCGAUUGUGUUUGUUUCAAAGUUAUCUAGCGUCUCCCCAAAUUUGCAUCGAUUGCUCAUUCCCUUUCUGCUGUGUCUACGUGUUAUUCCAAUAGGAAUUGUCAGAAUACAGACCAUAUUAAAUAAGCAAAGGUGUUCAAGCCUUACUGGGGAAGAAGGGAGUACUCCUGUUGGGGGAAGAGUGAACCCCAAGGUAGAUGUACAAUCUCAAUUCGGUGUUUCUGGUUAAAGUACCAGUAUCUACCAUUCCACACUAUUCCAGCUAAGUUUGCUCCUGAUUAACUCCAAGAACCUUUUGACAAACUUAGAUUUAAGAAGCCUUUCAAGCUUGUGUGGUGUCUAGCCUGAUUUCAAUGAGCUCAGUAGGCUUUAACUGGUUUAUUUUGAGGUAAUAUUACUCUUGUCUAGAUUGGUGAGCACAUAAUAUUGUAAAAUACUUCGGACACCUACAUUGGAACAUAGUACACAGGGCAAAGAAUAAAUAAUUCCAAUGUGCCUUUCAGUGAUACCCAACCUUUUUAUGCCAUUAUACAAGGGGUCCAUGUUGGGAAACCCUUUUACAUCAUCUGCCUGUUCCCAUGCAAUCUAUCAGGAAGUUCAAUCCAUCAUUCUCCCAUUCUGAAGAUCCCCUCAUUCUCCAAUCUGAAAUCUGCACUCAUUCCACCCUGUUUCCCCACUCCAACAACUCUGGCUUACUUAUUACCCAUUCCAUUUUAACUUUCCUAUCAUCAACUGCAACCUUGUUUUACUGGUCAGGAACAUAUCUCCUGGCGCUGGCUUCAAAUCUGGAUGAAUUAUGCCAAAGGCCAUCUUUCACUGUCUUUCUUAAAUAUUCCUUGAAUGAAUUUUGUGAUGAACGUGAUGAUGGCUGAUCAGUACCAACUCAUGGGAUGACCUGUAAAGUUUAAUUCUGCCCUGCCUGAGUUUAACCUAAAGUGGCCAGGCCAGAUGUGAGUGAACCCCAGGGGUCCAAUGAAGUCAUAAGGUGUAAGAUUUCCACUCAGUGUUUCUGCUGAAUGUACAUUCACCAAUCUAACAUUCCACAUGAGCCUAGCUGUUUGCUCCUGAUUAACUCAAAGAACCUUUUGCCAAACUUAGAUCUUAAGAAACCAUCCAAGCUUGUGUGCUGUCUAGCUUUCAAAUGAGCUCAUCUUGCAGAAACUGGUUGGUCGAGCUAAUAUCCAGAUUGCUGAACAUCUAAUGCUGUGAACUACCUGCGGCUCUCCUGUCUGAAUAGUACCACAUAGUACUUCAGAAGAGUUGAACACCAAAGGUUUCCAUUUUGGAAAGGGUACAUUUAUCUCAUCGGGAUUUGUGGAUCCAGUAAUCUGAAUCCUGAGGCUCUCUAACCUUCAUGUUGUGACUCUCAACACUCAGAUUUAAUAGCAUCAAUUUUCCUGAUGUCUCAGAUACCAAGGUUGUUGUGACUGGCCACUGAGAGCAGAGUUAUUUGUUUGCAGUUAGACUUGCCUACUGAAUAGUGUCCAUUUUCCUUGUCAAACCCUUGAUUGCACCUUUAAGUAUAACAAGGAAACCCCAAGUGGAGUGAGUCUACUACAAAGAUAUGUGAAGUAUAUACUGUGUGAUAUAAUUGUGCAGUCUAUCUGAGGUAAGAGUUCUUCCAGUAUUGGACUCAGCCACUGUUCAAGGGAGUAUUCUUAUAUCUAUACUGAUUCCACCAUCGGGAGUGCAUGUGGAUGAUUGAGAACAGUAAUCUGCCCCAACGACUGGGGUCAUGCCAUGGACCCAAGGGAUCUGUGGGGCCCCAGGUAGGGAACACCUGCCCUGCUAUAAUAGCCCAGACUAUAGUGUGUUGUAUUUGGGUGGGGAAGGGAGACAGUACACAUCCAUACUUGAUGGAAUUUAUUUGUACUGAUUUUUCUACAAUUUUUGUAAAUAAAUCUUUUAUUCUAAUGAAA